Durotheca rogersii is the source of this 672-nucleotide messenger RNA. RefSeq lists its product as uncharacterized. NCBI's taxonomy places the organism in Eukaryota, Fungi, Ascomycota, Sordariomycetes, Xylariales, Xylariaceae. The record is from RefSeq and is a predicted model, not a curated record. The transcript has 3 exons. Bases 146 to 544 code for a protein of 132 amino acids.
UUGGGCUUGAGGCAUAUCUGCCGGUUGUCCCUCUUGACAUAAAUAAAUCGCUCGACUGGCCUUAUGGUAACCCCCCCCCUUCCACCCCCCCAAAUGCUUUCUCAGGCCGUCAUCCCCUCGAUUAGAAGGAUAUGCUCGAAGAAAGAUGGCUUCCAAUCCCAUGAACAGAUAUUGGAUCCCGCACCUAGACAUCCACAAGAAAGUUAUCACCCAGGAGCUCCAGUACUACUUGGGGCCGGACGCGACUGUGAGACCGUACACUCGAGAAGGAGAAGACGGCUUCCUAAUCACGACGCCCGGGGCGUGUCUCACAGAUGAGCAGAUUGACGACAUCUGCCUCAAGUCCAAGGAGAUGUGGGAGAGGCAGGCAGCGGCGCGGUCGCAAUCGAAUCCCGAGAAGCCGCUGAAACGUCCAUUGCACCAACCGGUCCUGAUCUCGAGAGGAUCCGGAGAGGGGUCAAUGCGCCGGGGCAAGAAUCGAAGAGGCCACUUCUCCCGACGACCAUACGAUGACAAGAAGGGAGGCGAAACAUCUCGGAAGUGACGGUCAGCGCGAGACCUGGCGAACUGUCUGGGGGAUGCGGCGGAUCGCCGAUGUAACGCAGGAGUGUCCGUCAGACAGGCGGGACACGACGUAGAGAAGCUCAAGGCGUGUGUCCAACCGCGAAGCGG